AUGUGUCUUCAGCAGUUGGUCAUCUCCUGGGUCUCCCUGGUUUGGCUGGCAUCUCCCCUCUUGGCCAUAUGGGAACUGGAGAAAAAUGUCUACGUGGUGGAGUUGGAUUGGCACCCUGACACACCUGGAGAAACGGUGGUCCUCACCUGUGACACUCCUGAAGAAGACGGCAUCACCUGGACCUCAGAGCAGAGCAGUGAGGUCUUAGGCUCUGGCAAAACCCUGACCAUUCUAGUCAAAGAGUUUGAAGACGCUGGCCGCUACACCUGCCACAGAGGAGGUGAAGUUCUGAGCCAGAUGCUCCUGCUGCUUCACAAAAAUGAAGAUGGGAUUUGGUCCACUGAUAUUCUGAAGAAAAAAGAACCUGAAAAUAAGAACUUUGUAACAUGCGAGGCAAAGAAUUACUCUGGACGUUUUACCUGCUGGUGGCUGACGGCAAUCAGUACUGAUGUGAAAUUCAGUGUCAAGAGCCACAGAGGCUCCUCUGAUCCUCAAGGGGUGACGUGUGGAGAAGCAACUCUCUCUGCAGAGAGGGUCAAAAUAGAGCAGAGGGAGUACAAGAAGUACUCGGUGCAGUGCCAGGAGGACAAUGCCUGCCCCACCGCUGAGGAGACCUUGCCCAUCACAGUGCUGGUGGACGCAGUUCACAAGCUCAAGUACGAAAACUACAUCAGCAGCUUCUUCAUCAGAGACAUCAUCAAACCUGACCCACCCAAGAACCUAAAGAUGAAGCCAUCCAAGACUCCUCAGCAGGUGGAGGUCACCUGGGAGUACCCGGACAGCUGGAGCACCCCGCACUCCUACUUCUCCCUGACAUUCUCUGUGCAGGUCCAGGGCAAAAAGAAGAAAAGGAGCAAUACUCUCCACGUGGAUAAGACCUCAGUCACAGUGACCUGCCAGAAGGGUGCCAAGGUCAGCGUGCAAGCCCGGGACCGAUACUACAACUCAUCGUGGAGUGAAUGGGCAACUAUGUCCUGCCCUUAG
Marmota flaviventris (yellow-bellied marmot) is the source of this 984-nucleotide messenger RNA. RefSeq names its product interleukin 12B (gene Il12b). The record is from RefSeq and is a predicted model, not a curated record. Gene Ontology annotation, cellular component: membrane. Gene Ontology annotation, molecular function: cytokine receptor activity; protein binding. NCBI's taxonomy places the organism in Eukaryota, Metazoa, Chordata, Mammalia, Rodentia, Sciuridae.